UAUUUGUAGACUUCUAUUCUACCUGAUCCUGGGCAAGCAGCGAUUCUCCAACAUUGAAGAAGAUUAUGUCGCGAAUGCCAAAGGACGACUCUGCGAACAAAUCCUCCGGGAGUCGCGUCUAAUCGCCGAACUAAACUUCCCCGAGAUGUUCCGCGACCUGUUCAUGGAGCAGGUUUUCCUCUGUUCGUACGCUGGGUUUGUCGAGUUUCGGAAUCAAAGUUGGAUCAGUGAAGUUGUGGGCUGGCAGAACGCCAACGGAUGCUUCAAGUACUACUACCAGGAUGGAGUGGAGCAGUACGAUGGAGACAGUGCGAUUAGGGCGGUCUGUUCGACGCACAUGAGUGGAGUGGGGGCAGCGUUGCUGGGGUUGUUUGCAAAGUUGCAGUUUUAAACAAUUUCAAAGCAGUCAAAUAAAUCAAGUGAAGUGACGAAAGGCUUGUUGUGUGUUAUAAAAUAUCCAGUGCUGUAUUAAAUAAAGUUUCUGUUCAGCAUUCAUUAAAACAA
This is a messenger RNA of Culex pipiens pallens (northern house mosquito), 504 nucleotides long. RefSeq lists its product as uncharacterized. The record is from RefSeq and is a predicted model, not a curated record. The transcript has a single exon. Lineage: Eukaryota; Metazoa; Arthropoda; Insecta; Diptera; Culicidae. Gene Ontology annotation, cellular component: membrane; cytosol. Bases 146 to 391 code for a protein of 81 amino acids.